Fusarium oxysporum Fo47 is the source of this 673-nucleotide messenger RNA. RefSeq lists its product as uncharacterized. NCBI's taxonomy places the organism in Eukaryota, Fungi, Ascomycota, Sordariomycetes, Hypocreales, Nectriaceae. The transcript has a single exon. Bases 347 to 538 code for a protein of 63 amino acids. The record is from RefSeq and is a predicted model, not a curated record.
CGAGUGAGUGGGAGGAGCGGGUGUCGAGACCCAAAUCGAGGGUCCAGCAAAUGUGAAUCAACAUGCAUGUCACCUCUGAUGGCGGUGGCAGCGGGAUCAGGCAAGACAAGUAUGUUUCCUGUUCCUGGAUACUCGAUGGAGCAAAAUGCCAGGUGCUCUGUAUUAAAUCGAUGUUCAGCUUACUGACCAUGAUGAACAAGAAAGCAAAGCGGAGAGCCGAAGCAUAAACAUUCUUGGCGAUAUAGGUAACCCUCAUUAUUCCCUUCAUCCCUGCUCAACUCAGCUCAGCCCCUGGAAACUAUCCGCACCUCCGCAUUUCAUCCAUGAUCGCUCCCAGUUCUUGGCCAUGGAGAUCUCACACGAUCAACAGGACCAAGGCUCGUGCGAGAUAUUCGGUCUUGGCGUUGGUGCAACAGCAGACGAAGGACCAACAAAUAUGAAGUGUGUCUCUCACCACAGUCUUUCCCUCAGUGCAGUUCCCGCAUUUCUCCUGCACACUGUUGGCUGUAUCCGUCCUUGUCCAAAUGAUUAUGGCUGACAAACGGGCUUGCAAACGACUAGCCAACAGCCGGGCCCUGGUCGUUUCUAGGCCAGGGACCAACACGCCUGUUCCUGGACAUGAUUCAGGGUUGCCCAGCUAAGUUACUAGGGCACUUGUCAAGAUCAGAGCCGC